Messenger RNA from Torulaspora delbrueckii, 1545 nucleotides. RefSeq names its product divalent metal ion transporter SMF2 (gene SMF2). Gene Ontology annotation, biological process: intracellular manganese ion homeostasis; iron ion transport. Gene Ontology annotation, cellular component: plasma membrane. Gene Ontology annotation, molecular function: manganese ion transmembrane transporter activity; cadmium ion transmembrane transporter activity. Bases 1 to 1545 code for a protein of 514 amino acids. The transcript has a single exon. The record is from RefSeq and is a predicted model, not a curated record. NCBI's taxonomy places the organism in Eukaryota, Fungi, Ascomycota, Saccharomycetes, Saccharomycetales, Saccharomycetaceae.
AUGGUGAAUUCGGCGUAUGAACCACUGAGUAAUGAGGUGGAUGGAGAAGGUGGAUCGCAACUGCGAUUCAAACGCCCCAGGAAAGGCCAUGGAGUGUUGAGAGUGUUACGCAAGUAUGCACAGUUUAUUGGGCCUGGAUUAAUGGUUUCUGUGUCAUAUAUGGACCCUGGUAACUACAGUACAGCUGUGGCGGCGGGAUCUGCCCACCGAUAUAAGCUUUUAUUCUCUGUCCUUGUUUCGAACUUUAUGGCAGCGUUUUGGCAGUGUUUAUGUGCCCGCUUGGGUGCUGUCACUGGUUUGGAUCUAGCUCAAAACUGUCGAAAACACUUGCCAAAUGGUUUAAAUGUUGCACUGUACAUUUUCUCUGAAGUGGCUAUUAUAGCGACCGAUCUGGCCGAGGUUAUUGGUACUGCGAUCUCACUGAACAUUUUAUUCGGCAUUCCGUUGGCUCUUGGGGUCGUAUUGACCGUGGUUGAUGUUCUGAUUGUAUUAAUGGCUUAUAAAUCCAAUGGAUCCCUGAGAUUGAUAAGAUGGUUUGAGAUGUUUGUUUCUGUACUUGUUGCCGCAACAGUAGUCUGCUUCACCAUUGAGCUUUUCUAUGCAGAUCUGGGGAGCGCUAAAGAACUCUUCAGCGGAUUCUUACCGAGCAGAGCGGCUAUCGAAGGUGAUGGGCUUUAUUUGAGUCUUGCAAUCCUCGGGGCUACAGUUAUGCCGCACUCGUUGUUUCUGGGAUCUGGGGUUGUGCAGCCACGUUUAAGAGAAUUCGACAUCAACCAUGGUAACUACAUGCCCAGCGAAUCCGACAUUGACAAUAAUCAUGAAAAUUACAAACCGUCAAUGGGCGCUAUCAAGGAGACUUUGAACUAUACAACCGCCGAACUACUAGUGUCAUUGUUCACAGUUGCACUCUUUGUCAAUUGCGCUAUCUUGAUAGUCUCGGGAGCCACGCUGUACGGGAACACUGACACCAAUGGCACGGACGAAGCAGACUUGUUCUCGAUCUACAACUUGCUUUGCCAGUCGCUCUCCAAGAGCGCCGGUACAAUCUUUGUCUUAGCGCUGCUCUUCUCAGGUCAGAGCGCAGGUAUAGUGUGCACUCUGAGCGGUCAAAUGGUCAGCGAAGGCUUCCUAAAUUGGACCGUCUCUCCAAGUAUCAGACGUAGUGCUACAAGAGCAGUUGCCAUCACACCGUGUUUGAUCCUAGUUCUUGUCGCGGGCAGAAACGGUUUAAGCGGCGCUCUAAAUGCUUCUCAAGUGGUUCUUUCACUACUACUACCGUUCGUAUCGGCACCGCUAAUCUACUUCACAAGUAACAGCACCGUUAUGAGCGUUAGAGUGGACUCACAUCGCGAUGACUACUCGUUACAAGACCUCGGCGACACUGGCAGCUCCGGCCUUCUCGAAGAGCAAGACCACAUUAUUUACAAAGAUAUGAGCAACGGUAUCUUCGUGAAGAUUGCCGCUGUACUUACUUGGCUGCUGAUCUCAGCUCUCAACUUCUACAUGCUCAUCAGCUUUUCGCGAGGCCAAGAUGUUCAUCUUUAA